GCUCCCGCGACGGGACGGGAUUAGGGACACCUCCUCCUCCUCCGCAGAGAGAACUCUGCGCAUCCUUUUCGCGCAUGUCUAUCUCACCGUGGAUAAACAAAUCUGCCUGACCACUGCUGUCAGCUGUAGUCUGCUAAACUGAAGAGUCACAUUCAGGUGUGACUAUGGGGAAGUCAUUUUCCCACCUCACCAAGCAGGCGGGCAACGACGAGGACAGGUUGGCCUCACCCGAGGACGCCCUAACUGAGGAUGGCAAGGACGGAGACGUCUCCCAGUUUCCUUAUGUGGAGUUCACAGGACGGGACAGUGUGACGUGUCCCACGUGCCAGGGCACCGGGAGGAUACCCAGAGGACAGGAAAAUCAGCUGGUGGCAUUGAUUCCAUACAGUGACCAAAGGCUGCGGCCCAGGAGGACAAAGUUGUACGUAACCGCGUCAGUGGCGGUCUGCCUGCUACUGUCCAGUCUAGCUGUGUUCUUCCUCUUCCCUCGAUCCAUCGACGUGUCCUAUGUUGGGGUGAAAUCUGUUUUUGUCAGCUACGACCAGGACAAGCGCAGCGUCUAUCUCAACAUCACAAACACUCUCAACAUUACCAAUAACAACUACUACUCAGUGGAGGUGGCCAACAUCACGGCCCAGGUGCAGUUUGCCAAGACAGUGAUCGGCAAAUCCCGCAUCAGUAACCUCAUCGCCAUCAGUCCUCUGGACAUGAAACAGAUUGAUUAUAUGGUUCCCACCAUCAUCGCAGAUGAGAUGAGCUACAUGUAUGACUACUGCACCCUGCAAACCAUUCGGGUUCACAACAUUGUCGUCAUGAUGCAAGUGACCGUCACCACGAUGUACUUUGGCCACGUGGAGCAGGUGUCUCAGGAGAUGUACCAGUAUGUGGACUGUGGAGGGAACACCACCUCUGUCAGAGGGAUGACCAAGCCGUUCAGCAGUCCACAUCCUGCUGAGUAACCCCAUCCCUCACGGGCCCUGGAUGGUGGCCAUAGGUGAUUCACUGUGUUCCCACUUCUCCACCUGCAGAGUCCUAACAAAAUGCUGCUGUCAUUGCUACACUGAAGGGAAUCCAUACUAAGAUAAGAAAUGCACCCAGCAAAAGUUCAUUUCAUAUGAGGAAGCACAUUGCAUUCAGCAAGAAAGAAAUUUAAGACUUUGGCUCGUAAUUCUAACAUCUCCUACCGAAAUGUUGAGAUGCUAGACAAUCAUCUCAAAAUUACAAAUCCCCAUCUUCUAAUAACAAUAUACAAGUCUCAUUUGUGAUCUAUAAAUGCAUUGACUUAUUAAAGAAUCCUUUGUCACUACAAGAAGACUACAGUAUCUCAUAACGAAAAGAUCUGUAUCUUGCAUUUAGAAGAAAGACUAUCCCAACAACAUAUUUUUUCAAAAGAAAAAAAAUUGGAAUACAUCAUGAGCAUAUUUACAAGAUGUGUUUCUCAAUAUUACAAAAAGCAGUUUUAAGAUCACAAGAUUGUUAACUUGAAAUUACAAGAAGCAUUUGCUAGUUAGAUGAUCCAAUUACUUGUAAUAACAAAAUACAUUUCAUUAUUAUUUCAUUUUCUUAUAAGAAUGAAAUUAUUUACUAACUUUGGGAUCUGCAUCUUGUAACAGUGUGAUAUAUGCUGAUAAGAUACAAAUCUUAUUUGUAAGUGCAGUUCCUUCCAAUUGUCAUAUUUGCAAAUUAUGGAUCUCAUUGUUAUGAUAUGAUAAGGAUGAUCAUCCUGCAGAAGGUCUCAUAUUUUUUCCCUUGGUGAACACAGUGUGCGCUCCACCCGGUUAGCCAGUGAAGAUGGCUCCACCCUACAGUCGUAAAUGUGGCAAAGUGUUUUAAGAUGUUUGCAGCCCAGAUUUUUCAGUUCUUUCUACUGAUCUCCUGUUGUACCUGGGCAUGAGUAUGUGAAGUGAUGAGGAUUUUUUUGUCCCACCACUGUCUGAAAGCUGAGAGCACCUGUGCUUACUGUACACUUUUAGUUCUCUAAUGUUAAGGUAGCAAAUACUGUUUUUCGUGUGGCUCCAGAUUAUGUUCGGUGGUAUCCGAUGGUCAACUGCUAAUACUUAUUUACUCACUACUUGGUUUUUUUCUAACGUGCCAAUGUGACAAAAUAAUACCAGAGAAACAACCUUUUUCUUAGUUUGCAGUGUUGAGGUUUGAUACCCUUAUCAUGACUGUUCUAAGUUUUUUCCUUUCCUUCCACAAGUAUCAUUUAUAUAAUUUAAGUAUUUGAUUUCAGUAUUUCUAACAGUCACUGAAAUAUCAUAACAUCAGUUUCAGUGAAAACGGCUGUUACCACGAUCUGUGAUUAUGAUCUGUGUGUCUGUUAGAAUAAUAAACAAUACAAAAUUAUUAUUAAAAAGACAUAAUGCACUUUAUACGUAUUUAAAAUGCAGAUUUUAUCAAUGGUCUCAAGUUCUCUAAAGCCUGUGUAUUCACCACAGUGUGUUAAGCUCUGAAGAUGGACACUCUGUGUUGCUGCUGUGUCUCAUUCUGGGACAAGCUCAUGUUUUUCAUGCUUUGAAUCUGAACAAUCUGCUUACUUGCCUGCAGUAGUGUUUGAUAAAACCGAGGCAUUCCUGACACAUUCCAACGUAAAGUUUGAAGUGAACGUUCUCGCGGUGGCAGGUGGUCACACUACUACUGUUGGUGCGUUGUAGUGGGCCAGCCUUUUGAGAGAGAUUUGGUUGAUAGAUGUUUUUGGUUGUUUUUGUUUUGGGGUUUUUAAUCGAAUGUUUGCUAUUUAAAGGGUUGUGGCCUGGUCACACCAGAAUUCAAAUAAGGUUUGGAGCUAAAUCUGUUCAUUUCAGAGGAAUCAGUGGGAUACAUUUGUUGGGGCGAAGCGCAUCUGCCGCAUAAACUUCAACUUUGGUGAACUAAACUAUCUUAACAUGGCUGAUGCCUAGAUAGAAGGACAACUACAAUUAGAGUUAGCUGUGUUACACCAGGUGUUUUCACAUAAGCCUGCUCAAAGUGGAGUAGUGGAACACUUUCUGGUGUGACCACAGCAGCCCUUCAAACAGCAGAAACACACAUUGUAUGUACUGUAUAUUAGAGUCAACUUGGAGAGAAACCGCCUAUUUUUCAUUCUGUAAAUACUUUGAAAUUGUGUUUAUAGUGUCUUCAUAGAAACUGGUUGGUUGGGAAAACUUAGAUUACUACUGCUGUAACAAUAGUAGAAUAGUUGUAGAUUAGAAUUUAAAGACAAACAUUUGGGUUUUGGUAUUUUUAAUCCUAACAUGCACUCGUAACAAUCCCCUAUGAAAUUAUUUAAGGUAAACUAUUUAUUUCAGACUCCUAACAUUCACCCUUAACAAAACACAUGAUUGUUUACCUUUUGCUAUUCAAGAUUCCUACCUCUCAUGGCAUUUCACCCAUUUUGUUUGUAUGUAUUGCUUGUGACUGUUUGUAGUGAAUAAAGUUUUACAACACA
Scophthalmus maximus (turbot) is the source of this 3427-nucleotide messenger RNA. RefSeq names its product transmembrane protein 106Bb (gene tmem106bb). The coding region runs from base 165 to 959 and encodes 264 amino acids. Lineage: Eukaryota; Metazoa; Chordata; Actinopteri; Pleuronectiformes; Scophthalmidae. The record is from RefSeq and is a predicted model, not a curated record. The transcript has 8 exons.